Messenger RNA from Trematomus bernacchii (emerald rockcod), 2350 nucleotides. It is a transcript of the gene uox, whose product is annotated as urate oxidase. Gene Ontology annotation, cellular component: peroxisome. Gene Ontology annotation, biological process: purine nucleobase catabolic process; urate catabolic process. The record is from RefSeq and is a predicted model, not a curated record. NCBI's taxonomy places the organism in Eukaryota, Metazoa, Chordata, Actinopteri, Perciformes, Nototheniidae. Gene Ontology annotation, molecular function: urate oxidase activity.
AGGUGAAGGAAGGAAAGAAAGUUACCAUGGCAGCGGCUUCAGAUCAGAAUGUGGAGUUUGUGCGAACAGGCUACGGCAAGAACAAAGUGAAGGUGCUGGUGAUCAGGAGACAGGGCAGCCAUCACUACAUCAUCGAGCUGAAAGCUGACGUGGAGCUCACUCAAUCCCGCAAAGAUUAUCUAACUGGAGACAACUCAGACAUCAUCCCCACCGACACCAUCAAAAACACCGUCCAUGGCCUGGCCAAGCUCAAGGGGGUUAAGACCAUUGAGCAGUUUUCUCUGGAUAUCUGUCAUCAUUUCCUGACCUCCUUCAACCAUGUGCUGAAGGCCAGAGUUCACAUGGAGGAGGCUCCAUGGAGACGGUUGGAGAAGAAUGGGGUAGAGCAUGCUCAUGCAUUCAUCUUUAGCCCUGAAGCUUGUCGCUUCUGUGAUGCUGAACAGAAUCUCAAUGGCAUCCCGGUGGUACACAGCGGGGUAAAGAACAUGACGCUGCUGAAAACCACCCAGUCUGGCUUUGAGGGUUUCCACAAAGACCGCUUCACUACUCUGCAAGAGACCAAGGACAGGUGUUUCUGCACCUCUGUCAUGGCUAGGUGGCGCUACAGCAAGAGUCAGGAUGUCGACUUCGAUGCUGCAUGGAAGUGUGUGAAGGAGACGAUCAUUGAGAAGUUUGCUGGUCCUUAUGAUCUUGGAGAGUUCUCCCCCUCUGUGCAGAAGACCCUUUAUGAAACACAGGUUCUGGUCCUGGAUCGAAUUCCUGAGGUUGAUGAAAUAGAGAUGGUCAUGCCCAACCAGCAUUACAUCACCAUAGACAUGACGAAAAUGGGGAUCAACAACAAAGAUGAAGUUCUUCUUGCCUUGGAUAACCCUUCAGGCAGCAUCACAGGGACGGUCCGUAGGAAACAGAAAGCCAAGCUGUGAAGGCACCUACAUAAACCAGGAAAUGCUACUGCUCUGGUUUACAUGUCAAUCUAAAUAAGCUACUUGAUCAAAUAAUAGUAAAGUUCUGACAACAAAAUAUUAACUUUUAAAUAUUUCCGAAUAACAACUACAACUCAAGAUAUCCGAACAUGAUUCUGGCUUUAUCUGUAAGUAAAUAUAAUGAAAUAAAGGACUUUACUAAUAUUGUUCUUUUGUGAGAAAAGAGCACCAUUUAUUGCAAAUCUUUGAUUCAGAUGGUCAAUCUCCAGUGUUAUGUUACACAUAUUCAUUGGUCAUACACAAUUUAAACAGCUGUCUAUUUGACAAUACUGAAAGCACCACAGGUGGGAACAUAAAAAUUCUAUAAACACAUAAACAUUUUUUUUUAUAAACAGCCUUGAGCCUAGAUAUUUAGGUGUGCAGGAACAGGGCCUUUAAUAAACUUGUUUCUGGGGAAAAAAUGUGUUCACUGUUACAUGCUAAGGACGUUUUAGUGACUCAGCUGCAGAGAUUAGAGCAUAAAAAGUGAUUUAGGGCAAAACGGAUAUUCCAGAAUCAUUUUCUGCAAGUAUCAAAGGGUUUGGGUAUGACAACAUACACAGUUUUCAACUAUAUAUCAUCUUAUAUACAAAUACUUGUUUUUAUAAACCGUCGUGGGUUAACUCACUUUGUACAUACAGUACCAGUCAAAAGUUGACAUCACAACUAUAAAAGAACCCAUAUGGAAUUAUCUAGUUAACAAAAAAGUGUUAAAAAAAUCCAGAAUAUGAUUUAUAUGUUGCUGGCUACUGCAGAAUGCUGUGUUAGCCAUGCUGGUUAAGUGUGCCUUGAAUUCUGAAUAAAUCACCAACCGUGUCACCAGCAAAGCCCCCCCACACCAUCACACUUCCUCCUCCAUGCUUCACGGUGGAACCACACAUGCAGAAACCAUCCGCUCAACUUCUCUGCAUCUCACAAUGACACGGAGGUUGGAACCAAAAAUCAAAAAUGUGGACCCAUCAGAUCAAAGUACAGAUUUCCACUUUCUAAUGUCCAGUCCUUGUGUUUCUUGGCCCAAACGAUUCUCUUCUUCUUGUUCUUCAUCCUCAGUAGUGGAUAUUUGCAGCAAUUGGACCAUGAAGGCCUGAUUCACGCAGUCUCCUCUGAACAGAGGAUGUUGAGAUUGUCUGCUACUUGAGCUCGUGUGAUCAUUUAUGUGGGCUCUAAUCUGAGGUGCUUUAAUGUGCGGUUUCUGAGGCUGGUAACUCUUGUGUAUUUAUCCUAUGCAGCAGAGGUAACUCUUGCUCUUCAUUUCCUGGGGGGGUCCUCAUGAGAGCCAGUUUCAUCAUAGCGUUCGAUGGUUUUUGCGACUGCACUUGAGGGUAAAUUCAAAGUUCUUGACAUUUUCCGGAUCGACUGGCCUUCAUUUAUUAAAGUGAUGAUCUCUU